Molecule: messenger RNA, 1159 nt
Organism: Gigantopelta aegis
Lineage: Eukaryota; Metazoa; Mollusca; Gastropoda; Neomphalida; Peltospiridae
Exons: 5
Coding region: 91-1110 (339 amino acids)
Molecular function (GO): protein binding
Source: RefSeq, a predicted model, not a curated record
CAAAACAUUUCCUGCUCAAUUUGUAUUGUGAAGGGAAUAGGUGUGUGAUGUGUAAAAUAAACCCUACUGAAGUAUAUAACAUGGAUUGAGAUGUUACCGAUAUCUGGAAUACAUUGUCUUAUCUUGGUUUUUCUUCUCUCAAUAACUACCUGCCGCUUCCAGCAGUCCAAUGACAGCACGACUCGUUCCUCGUCUGAGAUCAGACACAUACCGUACAGAUCCGCCUGGAGCAGUUGGGGCACGUGGAGCGUGUGCUCUAGCACGUGCGGUCAAGGCCAGAUGAUGCGGUUACGUCACUGCGUCACGUGGCGUGACAACAAGUACGAAGUGACCGCUGUAUCUGUUUGUGCUGGUUCCGACAAACAGUUCAAAGAUUGUGACGUCAAGAAUGAAAAUGACGUACAUAACAGGAUGUUUUUCCAUAAGUCCCUCUCUGCAAGGACGUCAUCUGCUGUCAACAGUUCUUUGCGAAACCACGUCAUCGCCGCGGACACGACAGCCGCACCUUCCACAACCGAGUCGCCCACGAGCACGCGGCUGUCCGAGGACGACAUAUGGGCGAUCCUUAUGAAGGAAAUCAAGAGUUCAGGUAGAACCAGAACGACUAAUGGCGGCAAAUCAAACACGUACAGGGAGACAACUCCGGAACAGUGGCGGGAAUCGGCUAAACGAAGACAACCGCACCACAACGAGGUCGCUAUCGUGAAUCGAAGAAACAGAAAGCAGAACAGGUUUAGAGUUAGAGGCCAGUGUGGACCAUGUCUGAAAACAAGGAACAGAAUUCGACAGUUUUGUAAAAGUAAUUUUGUCUCCCGCGUCACGGUCAACUCCGUGGAGAUCAUUGGAAACGAGACUCGGUAUGACGUAGGCAUCGUGGAGACGUAUAAAAACAAUAUUCCCCUGAUGCACAGGGAAUACCUGUGGGUGACCAAUCUCUGCAAGUGCCCCCGGCUCCGGGUCCGUCGACAGUAUAUCGUCAUGGGAAGGACAUACCAGAGAAAUUCCAGGGAGUUGAGGCUUUCCUUGGAUUCCAUCAGCUUUGUUCGUAGAUAUUCCGUCAAGCAAAAGGGACGGAUUAUAAGACUGAAGAAGAGAAAAAAGUGUAAAUGAAUGCAAAUUGAGCCCCAUGUUAAAAUCUGUUCAUUAAAGUUAAAUGUUU